UGUCAUCUUUGAAGAAAUCUGGUACGUUAGCUACAUUAAAUGGAUCACCAGCUGUAGUCAGAGGUAUAGGACUGAAAGAUACAAUAACUGGCGGGACAAAUGAAAUUAUUACGUUAGGAACAGAAAAAGUUGAAUUAAAUAAGAACAUUUAA
Racocetra persica is the source of this 152-nucleotide messenger RNA. The record is from the annotation of a GenBank genome assembly. NCBI's taxonomy places the organism in Eukaryota, Fungi, Glomeromycota, Glomeromycetes, Diversisporales, Gigasporaceae.